Molecule: messenger RNA, 19716 nt
Organism: Spirodela intermedia
Lineage: Eukaryota; Viridiplantae; Streptophyta; Magnoliopsida; Alismatales; Araceae
Source: the annotation of a GenBank genome assembly
AUGGAUUUGGACGAUGAUGAUUCUCAGGAGGUUGCAGAGGUCGAGAAUGACAUUGAGAAUGGGGAUGAGGCAAUGUGGGAUCAAAGAGUAGAAGGUGAUGGCAGAGACGGUGAUGGGGGAGUUGAGGAGCAGGACGAUGAAGAAGGCUUUGGAAUGGAUGAGGGGGAAGGAGAUGGACCAGAUGAGUACCAUUUUCAGUUCGAAGGUGGGAUGGAUCCCCUGGAUGUUGUGGAGGCCGAUGCCAUCGAGGUGGAACCCUACCGCCUGUUUGAGCGGCUCGAAUAUGAGGCACUUGCUGAGAAGAAGCGCAAGUCUCUGCUCCAGAAAUGCAGGUGAGAAUAAAACUUUGUCCUAUCCGUUUUGCUUCAUCCCGCUCUGUAAGUUAUUUUAUUUUAUCUUAAAAGGAUGUGGUCAGAGGUACUAUGAUAUUUUAUGGGCUGCAAUUAUUAGUAUCUCCUUUAACUGACAUUUAUGCUUGCCCGUUUUAAAAAUAUAUUUCUUAUGUUCCCUAGUUCAUAUCUCUUUGCAAUUCCUACCUUAGGUUCAUCUAUAUAUGUUAGCCUCAAGAUGCAGUUGUAGAAGUAAAUGUCAUCCCCACAGUGUGCCGCAUGUGUAGAGUUUGGUAGUGACAGAAUUGGUGUUGAAUUGGCAGUUCGUAUAUGUCAUCUCCUCAGUGCUCAAAUAAGAUAGGUCAGCUUUUGAUUUGUGCUCAACUGAGCCGCAUGAUAUAAUUCAUGAAUAAUCUAUUUACGGUUUCUCUUGAAUUGUGUACAAUUGGUAUCCUGCUUGCUGGCAGUUUGGUUAAUAGAUUUGCUUCAAUAUUUGCUAUUAUUUUUGAAAUUUUCAAAUCUGUAUCCUCCCAUUUUCAACAGAGAAAGGAACCAAAAAACAAGGGCCCCACUUUAAACGCAUUUGCUCUUUGGUAUGUUUAUCAACAGUAUGACAAUAUUGUUGUGUGUGCAAACUUUCUCCUGUAGUGAUUCUAUGAAGAGGCCUAGACAAGAGGACGCCUUUGGUGCAAACUUUGAUGAUAUCUUGGAAACGAUGAACCACAGUUUUAGAAAGAAAUCCAGACAGGUAUUACAAUCUACUUGGGAAUUUAUUAUUUUCUGGUUAGUUUCAAAAAAUAUUGAUUUUUCAAAACAUUUCCUUUCAUUUCAAACUUUGAAUUUUUGUUCGCCGUUACUUGAAUUAAGGGAUACAGUGAUUUUUCCUGAGUCCUUAUUUCCAGUAUCAUGCCUUCAUUUGCCAUAGACAUUAUUAUGUUCUGUCACACCAGGCAAUUCAAUUGACUUAUAACCAUUGUUCAGAGGCUCCUUGCUUUAUCAAAUCCUGUUCAGAUAAUAGGUGACUCCAUAUUUUCGUUUUUAAUUGCUGAGUAUUUAAUAAUUUCAUUUUAAAAAAAUUUAGAUCGUAUCCAGUUCUAUAGAUAGUGGAAGGACAUGAACACUAAGUAGGUUUGAAUAGGGUCUAGACCAUAUGCCGUGGCAUUUUCUAUAAUGUACUUAAUUGGUGUUCAAAUCUUAUGCUAAUCGAUAUUGGGCUCUUAUUUGAUUUCAAUUUUGUAAAUUUAAUUGUCAGACUCACUUCCAAAGGGGAAGAAAAUUGACAUUAUGACAUUAUCAUUAUCAUUAUGAGCAGGGCAGUCAUAUCAUUAUCGUUGUGUACUGUUAAAAUAGUACUCAAGAUCCCUUGGUGGUUUUUGCGCUUGAUUAAAAUUAUGGAUGAGUAGGAAGUAACGGUGCUCAUCACCUGCAUCUCUUGUGGUAUAUAUCCUGUCAGAUUGCAAGAUGUGUUUCUUCUAGGUUCAUUGAGUUUGUUGACCGUGUGUGCUUUAAAGUAUUUGCAUUAAAUGCUUACCAUUCAGUUCCCUGUGGACACGUUAGAUAUUUUAUAUUAAAAUGAUUAACUAUUCUAUAUUGAGCAGCAUAAGAAGAGAGGGAGGAGAAAGGGCUCAAAAAAGAGGUUGAGCCCUGAAGUCACAAGGAAGCUUGGUGAUGCGACACUUUAUUAUGCAUCUGGAUGCUAUGAUAAGGUAGUUGAAAGGUUUCUUUUGAUCCUCCUGUUCGCUUUAUCUUUCAAUUUUUAUGAUUAUUUUAAAUUAAACGCAAAUUAACUUUGUCUGUGUACAAUUUGAGAUCUGAGGGAAUCCUCCCUAACAUUGAGAUCUCCUUAUGUUGGGGAGGAACCGUAUUAGGUACCCACCAUCAAUUUUGUUAAGUUUGAAAACUAGAACAAUUAUACGUACUGUUACUCUCGUUGCUUAUGUUGUAAGUCGUUCAUCUUUUGAUAUGGGCGAUUGGUUCUUUGAUAGAAUAGUCCCACAUUGAUUGGGAGAAGGAAAAUCUGUGUUGAAAAUAUAAGGGCUGACAUUGCUUUUUAAUUGAAAGGUCUGAAACGUUCUCAUGGUAUCAGUUCUUGGUAAUGGGAUUUGAUUGCAGUGACUUAUUUCCAUUUUAAUAGAUAAAGAUUUUAAACUAAUGAACCUGCGAUAGUAUAAUUCCAUGUUUAGUAAUAGACAUUAAAGUAUCCAGUUAUCAUAUACAAGUCCGAUUUAUUUUUCACAUAAAAUACUGUUUAGAUGCUUUAUGUUGCAAAGUUGCUUUUUAUGUGAUAUAAAGUUUCUAAUGCUUUUUAUCUCCAGAUAAGAGCUUGUGCAGUCACUCUUUUCUUGCUUUGAUAGAGGUCACUAUUUUGUGGGGUUUAGAUUUGAUGUUUGGUUUCUUGAUCAUACCCGUGUCUGUGGGCUUGCUUUCUAUCUUAAACAAAAGCUACACUACUGUCAGAUAUCAUGUGAAGUACUUUUAUUAUAUGGUGUAGCAUAUCCAAAGUCUUUCAGCUGUUGUUUCUUUUCGAUUUUGUAGAAACUGAAGCAUGUUUACCAUUUAAAGGAGUUUCCUCUUUUUCCUGCAGGCGAUUCAUUUAUUAAAAGAUGUUCUACAGAUUGCACCAAAUCUUUCUGACGUCUACCAUACACUUGGGCUCAUCUACAGUGCUAUGGGGGAUCGGAAAAAAGCUUUAACUUAUUACAUGUUCGCAGCUCACAUGGCUCCAAAGGAUCCAUCUCUGUGGAAGUUGCUUGUUGCAUGGUCCAUGUGAGAUGUCCUUCAUUGAUUGUCAUAACCCAAGCAUGAAAGAUCUGUCAUUGGUUGAUAAAAUCCGUGUUUCUUUCCUGUAGAAUAUUUUAAAUAACACUAUCCCUUCAUUCCAUUCCUUCAAAUGACCAUAAUCCUUCUUGUUUAUUUCACCACUUGACUUUUAAUGCUCACUUUUUUUUUUUGUGUUCUAAUGGUGUUGUCUGCUUGUGUAUAAAUGUGCUUGAAUAUGUUACUUUGAUUUUAUCUUUCUAAUGUUCCACUCUUUCAUUUGCUUUUUCCUGUAGAAUAAGGCUUCUUUCAAAACAUAUUGUAGAAUAUUUUCUGAUAAAUCCAGGAAUUUCUUCUGUAAAGUGGUACACAACACAAAGGGACACUUUUCUUCAGCCUAAAAUAUUGUUCUCCUCACUCUCCAACCCCUUUGGUAGCUUCUCUCCUUUCAUGACUUUAUUCUCUACACAUUAUUUCAUCUGUUAUUUCCUCAUCAGACUCUUGUUUUCUCCAAAUUCAUCCACUCCGAAUCAACUCUUAAAGCCAACUGUAUUAACAUUGAAUAGCAAAUCAACCAAUAAUUAUAAUGGAUAACGAAGUUCUCAACGAAUUAGUACAACUAAAUUUUCAGGAUGAAUAAAGACAAUUUCCUGCUGGCAGAUGGGACAGCAUAAUAGGGUCAUUAGUGCCAUUGCUUGUUGCAUAAUCAGUAGUCCCCCUAAGAGCUAUAGGAAACAUAUUUGUUCAUUAUUUCAAAUUUUUUCUUUGAAAUAUUUCCACCAUUGUGCUCUUAUUCAAUUGUUGAUUCCAUUGGUUCAUACUUUUUCUGUUAAAUCCUACAGACUGUAUUUUAGGUGCCAUGAACUUGAAAGUGCGUGGUUAAUUAUUAGAUGAAAAGAGUUGGGGAUAUUAGAUAUUCUUUACAUUUGGUCUAUUGAAAAACAUCAUUGAUUUGCCGAUCAUCAAAGGUAAUAAGAUCUAAGCCAACAAAAAUUCAUAGUUGCUCGUAAUGAAAUCCAAAUGACAGAAUUCCCAUUUCAUUUAUAUUGCUUUUCUGGAAUUAAAAUUUUAUUAAUUUUUUUCUUUCAUUUGACUCAGAGAGCAAGGGAACACUGGACAAGCUAGGCAUUGUCUUAGAAAAGCAAUAAAAGCAGAUCCUCAAGAUAUAGGACUUAAAUUUGACUAUGCAUCACUAUAUAUUGAAGUUGGCGAGUAUCAGGAGGCUUGGAAAUCUCUUGAAGAAAUAGUGAAACAUUACCCUGAUGAUUUUGAGGCUCAGAUAAAGGUUUCUAAGGUAUGCUUUCUAUGUCUCUUCUUGGUUAUUUGAAUUGAUAUCUAGAAAACACUUUUCCUCUUUAACUUUUUUCUCCCUUUUCAUAACAUCUGAUUCUUUUCCUCUUUUUGUUGACAUUAACAUCGCUACACUUGACUAGCCUUCAGAAAAAUCAGCAUCACAUGAAAUGUCCAUAGGAUAUUAUUAAUUUGUCAUGGAGGCCUCAGAUGUUGUGAAUAUUUCAGUGUCUGCCUUAUAUUCUGCCUUUACCAAACUGUCUAAACUGGUAUUGUUAUAUGUAUCUGGUAACUGUCCCACUAGGGAAUUAUCAAUCUUUCUGUGCUAUUUUCUAGAGCUGACAUAUGAACCACUAUGGUAAAUUCUUCACUGACUCUUCUCAGAACUUUACUUCUGAUUGGUGACAGAUUAUCCCCAAGCUGUUGGAUAAUUGGAAAAUAAAACUUGCUGAAGAAUUCCAUUUUGUGUAGAGUGAAUUUUGAGGGUAACCACGUUCUACAUUUACAUGUUCUUAAUUUCUUGUCAUUCACAAAUAUAAUUCGAUCAACCUAAAAAAAACUAAACGCUGAUGUUGCUGUUGUAAUGUUGUCUCUACUGGACAUGAAAACUUAUCCUUUGACGUCAGUGGAUAGAAAGGCUUCCUAAAACUACAUUAGAUCUUACACCAUCAUAAUCACAUUGUAGAACAAACAAGAAGAAGACCAUUUUUAGUUGUAUUAGCAUAGAGGAAGGUUCAUGGAAUUAUUUGCCAAGUUGUGGUCGGAAUCUCCCAAGGGGAUAAAAGGAAACAGAAUAAGGAAGACUAAAUAAAGCAAAAAACUUUAGUUGAGAUACCCUACAAUCAAUUGAAGGCAUUGAUAGUUAUGUUGUGCCUUGCUUUAAAUUAAUUUCCAGACUCUCUAUGGUUAAGGUUUUUAUGUGAGGAAGGAUGAAGCAAAUUAUCAUCAUGAUUUCAGGGGUGAUUUUUUUUGCAUUAAUUUUCCCUGUUAAAUUUGAAAUCCAAAAUCUGAAUUCCGCCUCCAUAUUUCCUUGAUUUGAAAGAUCUCCUCUUAGUCAUACUUGGAAAUAUCCUUGAAAGGUCUCGUUUGAAUUAAUACGGAUUUUUAUUUAAGAGGAAGCAAAGCCGGAGACUAUCCUUAUCCACUAAAUGAGUAUAUCAUUGAAACUACGUUUCUCUUUCAAUCUGAAGACCACUCUGAUAGGUUUUCUUUUCCUCUAUCUGACAUAACAAUUUGUUGAUAGUUUUUCUACUAUCUUUAAUAUCGAAUCUGAACAGCUUUUAUUAACCUGAAUUCUUUUGGUUUUUGUCACCCAGAUUUACCAUGAGUGUGGCCAAGUCAGCAGGGCUACAGAAGUUUUAGAAGCCUGCAUUAACAAGCAUUCUUCUGAAGCCGAUCUCAAUGCAUUUUCUCUACUUAUCAUCUUACUCAUGAAAAACAAUUCUCAUGGAAAAGCUCUUCAGUAUAUUGAGCAGGCGAAAUCAAUAUUUUACCCUGAGAAGGAGUUGCCAUUGCAUCUUACUGUAAAGACUGGAAUUUGCCUACUAUAUCUUGGAGAUAUUGAAAAUGCCAAGGUAUACUGCUGCCACUUGAAUUUAGAAUAUUUAUCAUGAAUGAUAUUUAUAUGGAGAAAUUCUAUUCUCCUUAAAAUUUUGUUUGUUGAUUCUUGUGCUGAGUUGUUUGUUACUUUUUACUUUAACAUUCUUCAACUAAUGUCAGAUGUAAGAUUGAGUAUGUUUAAAAUUUCUCCAGUAGGAUUCAACUGUGAAAUCUUGAGUUGCUAUCUUCUCUUAAAAAAUUGCAUUGGUGUGCUGAUGUUUUAUUUUGGUUGGUUUCUUAACUGUUUCAGGUUCAUUUUCAAUGUCUAUUAAAGGGUACCACGGAAUAUGCUAGCAAUCUAAUUUCAGAAGUUGCCCACUCAUUUUCAAAUGUUGGACUUCACGAUUCUGCUCUGGGUUACUAUUCCAUACUUGAAGAGAUUUCUUCAGAUGCGAAAGUAGGUAAACUGCAGUUUUUCAGCUUCUAGCUCAUCCUGGGAACGCUCAAUGCUUCUUGUCGAUGUUUAUCCUCUAGAGAUACCGUUUUGUUUUUCUGAUGUAAGAUGUUGGAUCAGAAAUCUUGAAUUUUCAGUUUAAGUAAUGCCUUGUGACUUGUGACACUAGUCGCUUUUAAAGGUUUGUGACAGAAGAUCUUUUCAUAAUCAAAUAUUAACCUGUAAGGAUAGGAAACUGGUUGUUAUAACUGUCACAAGCUCAUCUCGAUCUCCUCUUCAGUUCUGCAGUCGCUGGUGCAGUGAAAUGGAGAAGCAAAAAAGGAAGUACAGGCUAAAACCUAAUUUUUCAUUCUCAGUUCUCAAAUGAAGCGGGACUAGUUUUUAUGCCUCUCCUGAAAGUUACGUAGUGUUCCUCAAAAACUGCGUUUAAAAAAAUUGCAGCCAGAAAUGUAUACUAUUUUCUAUUUUUCACUUUUUAUUAAGCAUUUGUACAUAUCCAUUUUUUUAAACCUGUUUGGCUUUUCAUCACAAACCAACUUGUGUAUGCUAAACUGAUCCUGAUCGGUUCUCUGGCUAAUUGUGGAUUUCACUACUCAAGGACUAGGGAUGAGAGUUGGAACAUUGAAAUUGGGAGACAAUGAUAGAAAGAGAAACGUGAGGAACAUUAUACACUGUUAUUUUAAAUUAUUCAGUUAACGGAACAUUUGUGUCUGCUGGUCACUGAGGACUCGCCGAAUAUGAUACCCAACCAUGAAGCAGCAUUUUUCCUUGAUCCUCUUAAUUUUCUUAUUCUUUUUUUCAUGAUUUUAUCUCUUUAAUAUUUUAUUAUUUAGUCAUAUCCCUAAUUUUUUGUCCUCCAUGUAUUUGGCAUUCCAGGGUCCUCUACUACUUAAAAUUGGUCAUUGUUACUUGUCCUUGAACGAAAGGGAAAAAGCUAUCCCGUUUUUUCACAAAGGUAUUGAGUUUCCUGUCACUUCAAAUAGUGUACAUUUGUGGUUUUCAGUUGCUUCCGUCAACUGAGAUGUGGAUGGCAGAUGAUUCUGAUGUUGUGUCUCUGUUAAACUUUUGGUUUUGUUGUUUCUUUAUCAAGUUUGCUGUUUGGGUAAAAUUGAUGUGCUAUAAUGUGCUGGCGACUGUGGAGUGAUGACCAGGAUGGUGAUGUGACAGAACAUGUAAUAUUAUUUAAAUCUUGUCUUUAUCAGGCUGGUUCUGUGUUAUUCAUUUAUGUCUGGAUUCCUGCUUCUUAACUCAAUCCAUUAAUCUCUGGUCAAAAUAUGUAUGUAUUGGCUCCAGCUGAAGUUUGUGUACUGUAGAUGUUAGAGGGGUGUCAAUGAAGAUUUUGUCUUGAUGCUAAACCUGGCCUGGCCAGUUGGGUACACAGUGGGGACUGCGGGGUGUGCUGCUUGGAUUGGCUUGGGUUUCUGCCUUUGAAUGUUGUUUUUUAUGCCACCUGAGCAUCUACUGCUCUGGGGGGUUAAUACAGGCAUUGUCAUGGCAGUAACAUUCAUGUCCAAUGAUCAAAGCAUAGCAUUGGUACAAACCGUGGGAUUUGGUGAGGCAUGAAAAAUUUGGAAGUAGCAGAUCACAAAUUUACAAUAAUUGUUGGAACAGUAAACCAGUGAGCAUUCCUAUGACUGCUGAGAGGUAAUAAGUGGUUGUGCAGUUUUUCCCCAGCAAAGUUAGCCAUUAUGUUAACAACCAGUAGAGAAAAACUGAUACAAUUGCCUCCUCUCCUCUUGGAGGACAAAAAGGAAAUAACUAAUGUAUUCCAAGAAAAUGGAGAAAACAAUGAAAAGAUGGGAAUUAGUUCGAGAGAAUUCCCCACUCUCCCUCUCUCUCGUAUCACUUCAACCACAAUACCUCCUCUUAUUUACAUGGGAGGGUAUUUAUAUUAUUUGGCCUAUUCCUAUCUUCGUGUUCACUAUAGAAGUUUCUAGACUGUUCGCUUAUGGCGAACAUGUCUUUAGGGGUACUGUAUCAGUAUUCCCCCAUUCAAUUCCACCUUGUCCUCAAGGUGGAAGUCAGGAAAUCCAUGCAUGAUCUAUGAAGUUGCUUCCCAUGUUGCUUCAAGGUCUGGAAGGCCUGCACAUGUAUGAGAACAUUUGCUCCUAUUGUUGUAGGCCAAACCUCUUGGCAGGAUUCUAGUACAAGUUUCCAUUCAAGCUCUUGUGUUAAAUUUGAAGGAAUGGGUUAUACACGACGAUAAGGUCCUAUUGCCCUACGUAUCUAUGAAAUAUGAAACAUUGGGUGAAUAGAAGAAUGGACCUAAAGGUCCAAUCGAUAGGAUUAUUGGCCCAUAUAGUGGACCUUCCAGGGUCCAAAAUAUUGUGGUUCUAAUUUUUCAUUUGGCUUCUUAGCUGGGGAUUUCAUCUUGAAUGGUCAAAGACAAAGAUAGACAGAGUCCCCUCCCAUAAUUUGAACAUCUCGUCUCUUUCUAUAAGCCUUCUAAUUCACAAUGGUUUGGUUGCAUCUUAAUUGGUGUUUGAUGAGAGUGAGAAUUUGAUCUUUGUCCUUUAGUUGCUGAUCCACUGUAUGUUGAAUUUCCUUUAGUUCGUUCGUUUCUUGAAGAACAACAGAUCUUCUCGUGGAAGAAAAUAAGGGCUUCUAUUCACGACAUAUGAGGAAAAAGAAUUCAAGAAGUGUUUUUACAUCGAGACAGGGGUCUGUUAUUUAUAACAGAUCCAUGGGAGAAGGUUCUAGACAUAGAGCCUUACAUCCUGAGACAUGCAGGUGAUGUUCACGUGCUUCUUUAAGUGAAGCACGUGAUACACCUCACCCAACUGCUAAUGCAGUAUUUACAUUAUAUUUCAACACUGUAGAAAGAGGUGAGGGCAGAAUGUCAUAUUGAAUGAUGGUGACAGGAUCUCAUCCAUGAACCACAUUGAAUGGGGUUGUCUUGAGAGACGAAUGGAAGGCAGUGUUCUAGCAAUAUUCAGCCCAAUGCAACCAUUUACUCCAAGAAUUAGGUUUAUUGAAGGCAAAACAUCUUAAGUACGUUCCCAAGUACCUAUUUACGACCUCCAACUACCCAUUGGUUUGCAGUUGGCAUGAGGUACUCAUCUUCAAUUAACACCCUGCAAUUUAAAUAGUUUUUUCCAAAAAUUACUUAUAAAAUUUUUGUCACGAUCUAAAAUAAUUAAUCUUGGAAUCUCAUGAAGUCUUACAACUUGGAAAAGAUGUAUGCAACCUCAAGCGCUGAAAAUAGAUGUUUUAGUGGAAUAAAAUGAUUGUAUUUUCCAGUAUAGAAUUAAACCACUUAGAUCGAGGUAAUCCUUCCAAGAAAUUCAUAGUUAAGUCCUCCCAAAUGUGUGUAGGCAUCAGUAAUAGUUGAAGGAGACCUACAGGAGCAAGUAAAGAUGUCUUCUGUUUUUAACAUAUUGCACACUCAUCAAUGUACCUCUUAAUUGUCUUUUUCAUGCUUGACUAGUAGGCAUUAUGUGAGGCUCUUUGAUAAGUUCGAAGAAAUCCAAUAUGUCCACUUGGGCUAUCAUGGAACUCUCUUGAAAGAAUUAGAAUAAAAAUAGAUUGAAUUGAGAUUACUAGUCAUUAUUUAUGUAGUAAUAAUCCCUAUUGUAAUGAAUAGGAUGUGCCUGAGGAUCUUUAGAUAGAUUGGAAACAAUUGAGAAUAAUCUCGGGUCUUGAGAUACUUCAUAUUUGAUCUUAAUGAGAUCAAUCAGUUGAAAAUGUGAGACCAACAUUUCCUAUAGUUUUGUCAUAGUCAGGAAGCGAGAUAAAGCAUCUGUCAUCUUAUUAUAUUUCCGUUCUUUAAAUUCGAUUUCAAAAUCUAAACCCAUCAAUUUGACAACUACCUACGAUAAGGAUCCAACAUGAGUUUCUAUUCAAGUAAGAACUUCAAGGACUUUUGGUCUGUGCAGAUUAUAAACCUUUGGUGUAAUAGGUAAUGGUGCCACUUUUGAAAAGACUUUACUAUGGCAAACAAUUUUCAUUCAUAGGCUGAUUUAGCUUGUAGCUUUCUCGAUAAAGUUUGAUUGAAAUAAGUUAAAGGUCGGCCUUCUUACAUUAACGCAGCUCCAAUUCCAUAAUUUGAAGCAUCUAUUUCAAUGAUGAAUAUUUUAGAAAAAUCAGGUAAGGAUAACACCGGAGUUGUAGACAUUGCCUCCCGAAGGUGAUCAAAAGCACUUUGGCCAUCUUGAUUCCAACAGAAUGGUUCCUUCAUCAAUAAUUUAAUCGUGGGUGCUACAAUUAAAGAAUAUCUUAUCACAAAACGGUGAUAGUAACUAGUAAGUCCAAGGAACAAUCGUAAUUCAUGAACAUUCUUUGGAACUGACGAACUUCUCAUAACUAAAUUUUUUCAUUCAUCCACCAUUACCUCUUCAAUUAAAAUCUAGUGCCCCAGAUAUUUCAAUUUGUGUUGGCCGAUUUGACACUUAUUUGCGUUCACAUGUAGGUGGUCCUCACAAAAUGACAGUUUGUGCUACUCAUGUUGAUCUUGGUCUCUACUAUAGACUAAAAUGUCAUCAAAAAAUAUUAGAACAAAUUGACAGAUAUAAGGUUGAAAAAUCUGGUUCAUGAAUGACUGAAAAGUAACGGGAUUAUUCAUUAAACCAAAUAACAUUACCACAAAUUCGUAAUUAGCCUUCAUGGGGUUUAAAUGUCAUUUUUGGAAUGUCAUCAAUCUUCAUUUUGAUUCGAGAAUAGUAAAACUUUAAAUCUAAUUUUGAAAAUACGGUCAUCCCAUGUAACUCAUCCAAUAACUCAUCUACUACAAGUAUAGGGUAAUGAUUGGACACAAUUAUUUUGUUUCAGGCAUGAUAAUUCACACAAAACCGCCAUCCCUCAUCGUUCGUUUUUUACUAGAAUUGUUGGACUGGCAUAAGGGUUUUGUGAUGGUUGAAUUAUACCUAUGUUGCCAAGUUCUUGAAUGAUCUUUUCAAUUUCAUCCUUCUGAUAAUGUAUUUAUACAAUCUUAGAUUGAAAAGUUAGCUCUGGGUAGACAUGGAUCGAAUGGUCUGUCUCUCUUUUAGGAGGUAAUUCAAUUAGUCGAGAAAAUACUUAAAGAAAUUGACUCGAAAGUAUACCUUAUAAUUCUGCACUAAAGACUAUUUUAUUUGUUCUUGAGAAGGUGCUGGUACUUGAUGUAGUACUAGUGAUAAUGGUUGGUUCCUCCUAAUUAGUUUUUCCAUAGUAUUCAAGGAAAUAAUAGCUUUUGACAGACUUGCAUCUCUUUCAACGUUUUUACCUUCCCAUACGCCACGAAUUUCAUAAUUAAUAGCUACCAAUGGACAUGCAUCCAUCCGAUUGUUCUCAACCACUGCAUACGAAGCCUUUUGUAUGAGAUCUAUGCUACCCAACUGCAAAGGUAAGAAAUAUUUUGUAUUGUCAGCCCUUGUAAUUGUAGAGUAACAUUUUUGCAAUUUCCCCAGCCUUUGAUUAUAUGUCUAUUACCCAUAAUGAUUCCAUAACUGAUGGACUUAGUUAAGGGUAAUCCAAGUUCCUUCAUUAAACUCACACAUAUGAAAUUAUGUGUGGCCACACAUUCUACCAUAAUAGUAACAUCACAACCUUAAAGGAUCUCUUUUAGCUUCAUAGAUCCUGGUUGUGUAAGUCCAACCAUGGAAUUUAAUGAAACAUGGGCAGUAAAUAAUGUUCCUUCUUCAUUACAUGAUUCUUCCAGAUCUGCCCAAUCAGCCUUUAAUUCCUAUUGAGUCAGUUUAUCAUCAGAUUAAAUAAUUGAAAUUUGAAAAAGCUUCUUACAACAAUGACCAGACCCAUAUUUGUCAUCACAAUGGAAACAUAAACCCUUGAUCCUACAUUUAUGAACUUCAGCAUUUGUUAAUUGAAUUUGUUGUCUCUGCUUGCCCUACAAGGGGUUGGUGUCCACCCCUAUUUUCUUUGUUUCAUAUUAAGUUGUUGACUUGUGGGAAGAAUCAGGCUUUCUCUCAUCAUUUCGUACAAGUUUUUCUCUUGACAAGGGUAAUCCUAUUAUUCUUGGUGUGUAACUAGACAUAGGGCGUGCCUCUGUUCUAGUCUGUUUGGGUAAACUAAUAUGUCAUGCUUCACAUAGAGUGCAUAAGUGCUCUCGGCCCCCAAUGAGGUUUCCAUAAUUUCUAAUAAUCCUACUAGUUUCAUUCUAGACAAUUCGAACUAGAUUUCUUUCUUCAUAUCUUUCAAACAAGUCUGCUCCUUGAUUUCCUUUAAAAUAUUGAAAAGAAAGUUAGAAAAAUGUUCAAAUUCUUGUCUAUAAUCAGAUACUGAUCCUUCCUAUUUAAUAUCAAGAAACCGUUGAUACAUGUUUCUCGCUUUAGAAGUUCUAAAAUGCCUCUCAAUCUGGAUGCAAAAUUCCUACCAAUUCUUAAACAAAUAUUGAUCUUCCAUCCAGAUGUACCAUUCCAAUGCGAUAUCAUCCAAGUGUACGUUGAUUACCUCCAUUCAUUCUUUCUCUUUUAUUUUGUCGAUUCUAAACAUCGUUCUGUACAUUGAAGCCAUCUUUUAGGAUUGCCUCCUUUGAAGAUUUCAAGAUCUUCUUUCCUUAUAUGUCGAUUAGGUUCUGAAAUUUGAUUUAAAGUUGGCACAAAGGUUUGCACCUCUGCUCGUAGAUCGAUUUUCUCCUGUUGUUCAUUCUUUGGAGAAUUCUUAACCGAUCAAGAUGUCAUACUUGCAGUUGAAUCCUUCUUUUCUAAUGCUAACAGCUUCUCACUUAUGAAGUUCUUGAAUUCGUCAAACUUCUCAUUCAUACGUUGAAAGAACCUUUGUAGCAGAUCCGCUGAUUCAGAUUCGAUUUCAGCAACUCCCUCGUUCAUCAUUGUUCUUCCUUAAUUUGUUCUGCAUCUGUCUCCAAUGCCUCCAGACAGUUCUCUGUAAUUCUCAGUCCCAUGCUUCUAGGACGAGGCUCUAAUACCAAUUGAUAUGAUCUCCUCCUCUCCUCUUGGACCACAAAAGGGAAAAGACCGACGUAUUCUAAGAAAACAGAGAAAACAAUGAACAGACGGGAAUGAAUUCAAAAGAAUUCCCCACUCUCCCUCUCUUUCAUGUCACUUCAACCAUGAUAUUCACAGAGGAGGGUAUUAAUAUUGUUCAGCCCAUUACUAUCCCAGUGUUCACUAUAGAAACUUCUAGACUGUUUGCUUAUGGUAAACAUGUCUUUAGGGGUACCGUAUCAAAAACCUAGUCAUGAACUUCUUAGGAUUCCAUAGCACUGUUUGAAAUUGGACGAGGUCCACUUACAUAGAAUCAAGAAUCACUAGGAUCAGCUGAUUAUUUUCCCAUGCUCUCUGUUCUUUGAAAUUGUUUGACAAUUGGUUAAUUUUUGUUUCAGGCUGACCCUGUUCUUUCAACACUUGGUUUCUACAUCAUUUUCUAAUUGAUUUGACAAUGAAUCUCUUACCUAGAUUUGAGAUUAAAACAGAAUAUUUAGCUAGUAUUGAAUCUGUUUUCUUUUGGGUACAGCAUUAUCUUUAAUGGAAGAUGACAUUGAUGCCCGUGUUGUUCUGUCCUCCCUUCUCAUUGAAGAGGGAAAAACAGAUGAAGCAAUCAUCGUGCUGUCACCUUCUGGAAAUUCUGGUAAAAUAUGUUUUCUGAUCAAGUAGAGUGGAGUUUCAUGUAAUCCUUGUGAAAUUUCCAUACCUCUUGUAAUUCCUCAAUUUCUCCCUCUCAAAUAGAAGUUAUCACCACAGCAAGUUCAAACACAGUGGAACCUGGACAUUGGUCACUCAAUGGAAGGAUCAGAUUGCAGCUUGCUAAAAUUUAUCAUGGAAGAGGGAUGCUUCUGGAGUUUGCUGACGCAAUUCUCAAUUGCAUCCGCGAAACAUUAUUUAUUGAGGCAAUGAACGAAAAGGUAUACUAACAACCAGUGUCACAAAACAUGAUAGAUAAGCUUGCAUUUAGAUGAGAACCAGUUUUGACAAGAUUUCGUUUAACUUUGUGGCCUUUUUAUUGAUUACACCUUGUUACGGGAACAGGUUAAAAGCAAGAAACGUCUCUCAAUGAGUGCUUUGCUUGAACGGGCUAAGUUGCUGCAUGAGCAUGAAGAUGACAGUGUCUUCCGUGGAUUCAGACCAAUUGCUAAAACUGCUGAUUUGUGAGUUUCUUGCCAUUUAUGUUAUUCACUGGUUAUAUGGGCAAUGUCCCUGUUGUCUUGCAUUCAGUGGUUGGUAGGUAGUGGGAACAUUGUAAUGCAGAGUAGAAAGUGUCUUUUUAAAUCAAAAUGGAACCACUAAGCAGAAGACUCAAUCUAUAAAAGAUGGAGUCUGGAAAUAAUGGCUAUUCGUGCUUAAUUACCUUACUGUACUGGUGAUUGAUCUUGUCUCGAUGAAGAUACUAAUGAUUUUAAACCUGUUAACAUUGAAUUCCAACUCAGUUCACUAGGCUUUAAAGACAAUGGGGGAGAGGAACGGUUCCUUUCACUGCGAUAUUGUCUGCAAUGAAGUUCAUUAGAACACAAAGCUUUAAGGAGUUUUAAAUAGACUACCUGGAUUUAUCUUGUACGCCAGCAUAAAAGGGAGUGAAUGCUCUAGUUGUGCGGAUUGCAUUGAGAAUACUCAUAAGGAAUGCUGGUGACAUCUAAAUUCAUCAAAUUCCUAUCUGAAUCUCAUUUUUUGAUUGAUAUGCUUCCCAAAAAGAAUUAUAUCAAUCCCAUCUGUUCAUUAGUCAUUGCGUUCUAAUAUCCCUUCCAUAGUUAUUUCGUGCAUGGUAACUCAUACUUUUGUUCCUACGUUUUAUAAGAUUUCACUUGGAGUUUUCUUAAAUUUGAGAUUGCCUUUUUGCAGAAACAAGGCAUCCAGAGCCAGAAAGUUGCUCAGGGAAAAAGAAAAAAAAAAAGAGGCUGGAAAUCUUGAGUGGCAAAUCGAGGAGUCUGAAGAUGAAUCUCCUGUAAAGUGAACAAGUUUCAUAUAUAGGCGUCUAUUCCUGCUUUUUUCAUUUCCUCUACUAUAAUCUGAUGUAACAUCGCUUAUAUGAUCGGUGGACAACAUGGAUAGAAGAAUGCAUAUCGUGAACCUCCUCUGCUAAAUCUCCUGAAGGAUGAGGAACAUUAUCGCCUUAUUUUAGAUGUGAGUAUUAUUCUUCACAUUUCUUUCUAUUCCCGUGCACAUUGAUUCAGAAAUGUGGAGCAUUGCUCUGCGCAUAAGCUUAUAUGCAUUUAUGCUAUUGAUUUGUGAUGGCUCAUGUAAUAUUUAAACUAUGCUUUCAUCUCACUGAACUGUUAUAAUUACUAGGAGUCAGGGAACCGCCAACUAUUUAUUAAGAAACUAAUGUGCCCUAUGAAUAGAAAAUAUUCAUAACUUUCAGAGUUAGAUUUUUACUGUGUUGAUAUUCUGCGUACUUGUGUUACGGAGUUUUUAAGUUUGCAACUCCAGCAUACUUUUGUACUUUCACCAUAUUUUAUGGUAGUGAAUGUUUCCGCACUAAAAAUCUUUCCAAGUAGAUUUUGCAAUGGGAAAAAUCGUGGGUUGGGGAAAUGUUAAGAAUAUUUGUAUAGUUUGUGGCGCUAAACUCUGUGGGAGUCUGGUUCUCUGUGUGAGUGUGAUGUUCCCUUUCUGAUGAUAGAAAUUAUGCACUAUUAUGACCCAAUUACUUGGAACUCGUUCCUAUUUGUAGAGUUAAUCCUGCAUGUCUAUCUUGCAACAGAAAAUUAGUUCUCAGCGGCUAGGAAACAUGAGGCUAUAAAACUUACACUUUUCUGGUAUCGUUAUUUCUUGUGGAUGAUUUGCAUCUGGAAUCCAUUGGCUUUUCUGGGGGGUUUUUGAGUUAUUGGGAGGUGCUAUGGAUGAAAGAGUAAUAGUUGUUAUUCUAGGUACCCAAUAUUGAGUGCAAAAGGGAGAGUCUCGAAUUCCACGAAUCCAAAAGUAUGCUAUAUGCAAAAUAUUCUAUUAAAACGUCUUGAUAUCGAGUCUUUUUCUUUGUUUGGUCCCACACUGCCCACAUUAUCGUAAGUAAGGCUAUUAAAACGUCUUGAUAUCCAGUCUUCUUAAUGUCUUUAUAGUUAUUGGCUGACUUGUUAUCAAAUGCACUCCUUAUAGAGUCAGUCGGCACUCAUAAUGACUUGGGCGCACAUGACUCCUCAGAUGAAUUUAUGUUUAAUUCCUCGUUUAUAUAUAGACCUUUAAAAAGAUUAACCGAUACAACUAUGUUCAUUCUAGUGUGUAUCAGACAUUGGAAACACAAAAAGGUGUCAACACGUGGAUUCCCUAUUUUUUCACAUACUGGGAGGCAGUUUUGCCAAGAUUAUGAUUGUGGUAAAUCAAAACAGAUUUUUUACUCAUCCACUCACCUAGUGAUUGAGUUAAUAUUGUCUGAUGUAAACGAUUAAGUAAUAUGUUUGCUUUCACAUUGUGACUCGCAAUGUAUAUUUAUUUGCACUCUCCAUUGUUUUUAAUUAAUGUCUUUUUUGUGCCUAUUUUAUCGUUUAUUUCUUCCUUUAUCGUAGUUGGUGGGGAAGGGGAAAGGGCUUCAUAUUAUACUGAUUGAUCCUGAUUUCUGUCUUUUCUAGGAUAUUUUUUUUCUUGCUUUUGUGAAAUUUCAUUUGUGCUGAAAAUGCUCUCCAUAGCUAUGCAUAAAGCUCUUCUUUUUUUUUCUUUUUUUGCAGCUUUGCAAAGCUUUGGUCUCCUUGCACAGAUACUGGGACGCGCUAGAAAUUAUCAAGAUGCUGUUGUACAGUACAAUUUCUACUGAGAAAAAGGAAGAACUGCGGUCAAUUGGUGCUCGUAAGCACUGUCAUUGCCUGAUUUAUGGGUGGCUUUUUGUUGUUAACUCUUGUUUUUUUUCGUUUUGCUUGUGUUGAAACAUCUCAUUUUAAAAUGCUGCAGGAUCAUUAUGGAGGAACUUUUAUAAAAUUAAUUGUGUUGCUUGCCGUUCGGGAUACCACUUUUUCUUCUGACUGUUUAAUACAUUUUAUCUUCUUUUUUGUUUCAGAAAUAGCGCAUGCUACCACAGAUCCUAAGCAUGGCUAUGACUGUGUGCGUGAUUUUGUUCAACAGCAUCCUUAUAGUUCUGCAGCCUGGAAUUGCUACUACAAGGUGGCCUCAAGGUGCUUGAUUUUCUUAGUUGUCACCUUCCGCCUAAAUGGACUUUGAAACACAACUCAACAAGAUUUUAUUUUGAAUUAUUUUCUUGGCACCUAAAUGAAGUUUGAAACACUAAAAGCUCAAAAGUAUGAUGAUAAGCUAGAAAUGAAAUAGCACUGUACCAGUUUUUCCCCUAUGGUAUUGGUAAAACCUUAAUGUCUGAUCCAUGAAUUGAUGGAGAAGAUUGAAAAAGUUUAGCUGUUGGAUUCUCCUUAAUGUCUUCCUUUAUUGACUUGUAAUGGGUCCUUUAUAAACAUAUUUUGAAUCCGCCCCUCCGCCAUAUCUGCACCCACUAUACAAUAUCCAUUACCCUCUUGCUUGAUUGCCACAUUGACUCAUUUCUGUGACAGUUCUCGGGAUCAUUCUGACUUGUCCACUUUGAUCAUCUCCGUGCCAAAAUCUUUGUAUAAGUUUGUAUCCAGAUGGAAACCUUGGCUCAUGUCUAUUCUCGCGCAUUGGAUCCACCAUCUAUACGGAACACCAUAAUUAGAGGCUUCUUCCCCUGAGAUUCUUAUAAAAUUCUCAUCUGUUGUGUCUGACUUAAAUGAUCCCAGGGAUCGAUAGUAUCUGAACAGGGAACUCUGCCCAUCAAAGAAGAUGGACCUUAGUUAUAGCGUUUUGUCUAUUUAUCCUUCUUAAGAUGUCCGUGGUUUUCAAAAAUGAAUCCAACCGGAUUCUAUGUUACACGGAUGCGAAGGGAGAAGAAGAUGGCACUUCUGCACCUGAUGGUAGUAUCCAUCGUUUUGAUGUUACCCAUCUCAGCCACCCCUCUAAUUUGAGGGGUUUCCAACAUUUUUCUUCCCAGGAUGUCUCCCAUGCUAUUGUUCCCUAAUCAAUCAUCAGUUCACGCCAGAGGUGCCUUGGUUUCAAAAUCCUUGAGAAUUACUUCAGUCCCUCACAUACAUGUCUGGAUCUUGAAGGCGCCUUCCGCUAUUCUUCCGCUCGUUUUCUAGCAGCAAAAUUCAGAUUGCGAUCUAUCUUGUGAUUGCCCAUGCCUUAGACACAAUGAUGUGCUCCAUAGUGGGUGUCUCCUCUCAUAUAAGUUGUGGAUCUUGAAGGUGCCUUGCACUACUUUUCUUGCGCAUCCUCCAUGAAUGAAAAACUUGGUGUGUUCGUUACAUGCUUUAAUGAACAGAAGUAAUAUUGUUCUUGCCCAUUUCAAUGCAAUAUCAUUCUGCAUCUCGAAUAUUUGCAAUGUCUUAUUCAUAAUUCUGUGCUUUAUAAUAGAAGCCUAACCAGAAGAUAUUCCACAACAUUUUUAUUUUGGUCGGUGCCACAGAUUGAUCCCCUAAUGUUGACUUGACUUUAGGUUAGAGUACCCCUACGCAAAGCAUCUCAAGUUCCUGCACGAAAUGCGGGAGACUCGCAAAGACUGUCUGCCCCCCAUUCUCAUCACUGGCCACCAGUUUGCCAUGGUUAGAUACCAGUCAGCUGCGAGGGAGUAUCUCCAGGCCUACAGAUUGCAGCCCGACAAUGCUCUCAUCAACCUCUGCGUAGGUGUGAGGCUGCAGAAAGUUGACAUUAAUUGACCCUCUCUCUCUCUCUCUCUCUCUCUCUCUCUCUCUCUCUCUCUCUCUCUCUCUCUCUCUCUCUCUCUCUCUCUCUCUCUCUCUCUCUCUCUCUCUCUCUCUCUCUCUCUCUCUCUCUCUCUCUCGCUCGCUCGCUCUCCCUCUCUCUCUCUCUCUCUCUUCUUCUUCUUCUUCUUCUUUUUAUGCAUAUUCCAUCAAAACCCACUUGAACCUCCUCCUUUUUGCAGGUACCUCCUUGAUCAACAUAGCCCUCGGGUUUAGGCUGAAGAACAAGCACCUGUGUGUUCUUCAGGGAAUCGCGUUUCUCAACAAGUACCUCUCCAUCUGCCAGAACAGCCAGGUAUGCUUUCGUGUUCUAUAACCCAUGGGAUUACACAACCAAUCUAUAACCCAAUUCUCUUCCUCAUAAAUCUAGUUUGCAGACUAUGAAUCUCAACCCAGCCAUUGGUUCUUCAUCUAAAAUUCCAUUUCCUUUUGUUAUUUCGGCCAUCCCCAUCUAUUAAAUUCCCUGUUUCCCUGCUGCUGUGCAGGAAGCAUUAUACAACGUUGCCCGGGCAUACCACGUUGUCGGGCACUACACACUGGCGGCAUCGCAUUAUGAGAAGGUCCUGGCUAUGGAGGAGAGGGACCAUCCCAUUCCAAGACUCCCCAACGAAAGCCCAACCCUCCCGGAGACGGUGAAUCCAGGCUACUGCAACCUCCACAGCGAAGCAGCUUACAACCUGCACUUGAUCUAUAAGAAGAGCGGGGCAGUGGAUCUCGCCAGGCAGGUCCUCAAGAUGUACUGCCGCCCCUGA